Molecule: messenger RNA, 1108 nt
Organism: Cucurbita maxima (winter squash)
Lineage: Eukaryota; Viridiplantae; Streptophyta; Magnoliopsida; Cucurbitales; Cucurbitaceae
Product: REF/SRPP-like protein At1g67360
Exons: 3
Coding region: 29-892 (287 amino acids)
Source: RefSeq, a predicted model, not a curated record
UUUGGCGUAUUCUCUCGUUGACCGUUGGAUGAGCGGCCAACCAAAAUCCAACGAACGGAUCCGCUAUUCGCCUUCGUAUAAAUUGGAAAGCUGUUUUGAUCUUUCGAUAUCUUUUGGAGUGGUGAAGGAAGUACUGGAGACGCAAACCUACUACAUUAUGGAGGACGAUAGCAGAAAUCUGGAGUUGAAGCAUCUAGGUUUUGUGAGGAUCGCUGUGAUUCAGACGAUUGCGUGUGUUACGAAUCUGUAUGAUUACGCGAAGCAGAACUCCGGACCUUUGAGAUCUGCGGUUGAAAAUGUGGAGAGCGCUGUAAACACAGUCGUAGCGCCUGCUUAUGAAAAGCUCCGAAUCGCGCCUGAUGAUGUUCUUCUUUUUCUCGACGAUAAGGUUGACAAAGCAACGCAUGAGUUUGAUAAAUCUGCUCCUCCUCUGGCAAAACAAGCCGUUCAAAUUACGCAGCAUUUAGUCCAAAAGGCUGCUCGAACAGGGCAAGAACUUGUGAAUGAGUUUCAAACUGGUGGACCACGCGCAGCAUUUCAGUAUGCAGCGAAGGAGUACAAGCAGCUGGUUCUAAACCAAGGAGUGAAGAUUUGGGCAGGGCUGAACCGGGUUCCAUCGUUCCACAAGUUAGCAGACAAGGCAGUGCCAUCGGUAGAACAGUGGUUGGAGAAGUACAACUGCACGGUGAAAGAGAUGAGGCAGAAGGGCUACUACGUGUUUGCCUAUCUUCCUGAAGUUCCUGUGAGUGAGAUAGCUAAGGCAUUUAAGGAGGGGGAGGCGAAGAACAAGGAAGGAACACCUCCUCCUCCACCACCUACUUCUGAACAAGCUCCUGCUCCACAUGAGAACAAAGUGAGUUCAGAUUCCGAAUUGGAUUCAAAUUCAAAUUAGAAAAUGGUUUGUAGUUUCAUCACCCUUUCAUCAUGUGGUUUGCUAGAUUGUGUAUGGUUCAUGAUGUACGAGCACAAUGUGCUAAUGAUGAACAGCAGCUAUGGAAAUUUCAAGCAGUUUGAAGCCUUAGAAGGCUGUAGACAAGUGUGAAUGGCUCUUGAUGUUUAUAUGGCAAUGUCUGAAUGUGAUGCAUUUGGAUGGUGGGUUUGUUGAGUU